Drosophila subobscura is the source of this 558-nucleotide messenger RNA. It is a transcript of the gene Cpr65Ec, whose product is annotated as pupal cuticle protein Edg-78E. The coding region runs from base 56 to 445 and encodes 129 amino acids. Gene Ontology annotation, cellular component: chitin-based extracellular matrix. NCBI's taxonomy places the organism in Eukaryota, Metazoa, Arthropoda, Insecta, Diptera, Drosophilidae. The record is from RefSeq and is a predicted model, not a curated record. The transcript is spliced from 2 exons. Gene Ontology annotation, molecular function: structural constituent of chitin-based larval cuticle.
CGUCGCGAGUUCCAAGUGACAACAAGUCGGCCAGUCCAAUCCCAACACAUCCAAAAUGAACAAAUUCCUCAUCUUAGCCGUUGCCACUCUUGCCAUUGCCUGCGUCCAAGCACGUCCGGAUGCGUAUGACGCGGCAGCCGAGACCCGGGAGUACAAGAGCGACUUGAAGGAGGACGGUUCUUACAGCUACCAGUACCAGACCUCAAACGGCAUUGCCGGCCAGGAGUCGGGAGUGGGCGGAUACUAUGCCAGCGGCUCUUCAGCGUACUACGCCCCCGACGGCCAGCUGGUCCAGCUGACGUACACGGCCGAUGAGAACGGCUACCACCCCGUCGGUGCCCAUCUGCCCACGCCGCCACCAAUCCCCGCUGCCAUCCUCAAGUCCCUGGAAUACAUUCGCACGCAUCCCCACCAGGAGCAGCGUCAGGGUCAGGGUCGGUUCUAAGUGUCGGUUCUAAGUGUCGGUUGGAAUGGAGAGUGCGAGCGAGAAAUUGUUGUAUGUUCUUUAAUCGAGUUAGUUCUAGGCCAUUUGAAAAUAAAUAUCGCUUCCGAUAGAAA